Molecule: messenger RNA, 1605 nt
Organism: Pediculus humanus corporis (human body louse)
Lineage: Eukaryota; Metazoa; Arthropoda; Insecta; Psocodea; Pediculidae
Product: aldehyde dehydrogenase, putative
Exons: 6
Coding region: 1-1605 (534 amino acids)
Molecular function (GO): aldehyde dehydrogenase (NAD+) activity
Source: RefSeq, a predicted model, not a curated record
AUGCUGACGUGUGUGCUGAGAGUUGUUAAAAAUAAAAAGGCCAAUAUAUUUUUUGGAUGUAGAAAAAUGUCUUUGUUAAUCGAUAAUCCACAAUAUGAUUUUUUAAAAACUCUCGGAUUGGAAAAAAGGAAUAAGGGGGUCUACAAUGGAAAAUGGUUCGGUAGCGGAGAAGUCGUUACUUCGUACAGUCCAUCAAGUGGUGCACCAAUUGCCGAAGUUGUCAAAGGUACACAGGAAGAUUACGAAAGUUGCGUUGAAGAAUGUAAAAAAGCAUUUAAAACAUGGGCUGGUUUACCGGCACCCAAAAGAGGAGAAAUUGUUCGACAAAUGGGUGAUGCUCUUAGACAAAAAAAAGAACCUUUGGGAAAAUUGGUAUCACUUGAAAUGGGAAAAAUAUUUGCCGAAGGAGUAGGAGAGGUUCAAGAAUUUGUAGAUAUUUGUGAUUAUGCAACAGGGUUAUCGAGAACAUUUGGGGGACCCAUUCUUCCAUCGGAAAGACCAGGUCAUGUUCUUUUAGAAGUUUGGAAUCCACUUGGUGUCGUUGGUGUUAUUUCGGCUUUUAAUUUUCCCGUUGCCGUUUACGGAUGGAAUGCUGCAAUAGCCCUGGUGUGCGGUAACACAGUUUUAUGGAAAGGAGCAUCAACAACUACUUUAAUUUCAAUUGCUACGACUAAAAUAAUAGCUAAAGUUUUAGAAGAUAAUGGAAUACCAGGAGCUGUGGCUUCGAUGAUUUGUGGAGGACCUGCUGUCGGAGAAGCAAUGGCUAAAGAUCAAAGAGUUGAAUUAGUUUCAUUUACCGGAAGCACGCCAAUAGGACAAAAAGUUGGAGUUUUAGUUCAAGAAAGGUUUGGAAGAUCCAUAUUAGAAUUGGGAGGAAACAAUGCAUUAAUUGUAAAUGAAGAUGCUGAUUUAGAUAUGGUGAUACGCUCAUCCGUUUUUGCUUGUGUGGGUACGGCUGGACAAAGAUGUACGUCUUUAAGAAGAUUAAUCAUUCACGAAAAGGUGUACGAUGAAGUUUUACAAAAAUUAAAACAAAUAUAUAAACAAAUAAUGAAUCGUGUCGGAGAUCCGCUUGACACCAAAACUCUACUUGGACCUCUGCACACUAAAGCCGCUGUUGCAGAAUAUGAAGAAACCAUAAAAGAAGUCAAAAAAUUAGGUGGAACCAUCGAAAUAGGUGGAAAGGCAAUGUCAAGAAGUGGAUUUUUUGUAGAGCCAACCAUAGUCACAGGUUUGAAAAGUGAUAAUCCAAUGGUUAGAAAAGAAACAUUUGCCCCAAUUGUAUAUUUAUUAAAGACAAAAUCAUUAGAAGAAGCAAUUGAAAUAAAUAAUUCGGUCGAACAAGGUCUUUCUUCAAGUUUAUUUACAAAAGAUUUAGGUUGCAUUUUCCAAUGGUUGGGUCCCUUCGGUUCGGAUUGCGGUAUUGUUAAUAUAAACAUUCCAACGAGUGGAGCCGAAAUAGGUGGAGCAUUCGGUGGAGAAAAAGGUACAGGUGGAGGACGAGAAUCAGGUUCCGAUUCAUGGAAACAAUACAUGAGACGUGCAACAGUCACGGUUAAUUACAGUAAAGAUUUGCCAUUGGCACAAGGAAUUACUUUUGAGUAA